Kwoniella botswanensis is the source of this 477-nucleotide messenger RNA. RefSeq lists its product as uncharacterized. Lineage: Eukaryota; Fungi; Basidiomycota; Tremellomycetes; Tremellales; Cryptococcaceae. The record is from RefSeq and is a predicted model, not a curated record. The coding region runs from base 1 to 477 and encodes 158 amino acids. The transcript has 2 exons.
AUGUUGUUUACCGCUUCUACCCUAUUCCCUCUCUUCGUAGCUCUCCCGCUGGUUAUGGCAAGUACCCCUCCCGAGAACGUACAAGUGGACUCAAGGGAAGUCAAACGAGAUGAAGGAGUUUUCAGAAUUAUCCCAGAAGAUUACACUUCAUUCGAAUUUCCUGCCCCACACCAAGAUCUCAAUUGUAGAAGCAAUGACCCCGAGGGUUGUUAUCCCGAGUUGAAAUUCACGAAUGAAUGGAAAGAACAGGUAUUCGAUAUUAAAAAGUUCGCAUUGGAGGCUGGCAAUGCAGGAGCCGUUGAGGCGAUGGACGUUGAUUUUACCACGAGAAAACCCGUUGGACUUGUUCAGUGCACUGCCAGAGUCGACUCCCCUCCUACUGAAACGAUCAAAUUCAAACCGCAAGCUACCCCUCCUUUCCCACAGGAGUCGAAUAACGGUGUUGGCCAUCUCACUUGUGCCACCUCUGCACCCUAA